Molecule: messenger RNA, 2755 nt
Organism: Hyposmocoma kahamanoa
Lineage: Eukaryota; Metazoa; Arthropoda; Insecta; Lepidoptera; Cosmopterigidae
Gene: MOF
Product: histone acetyltransferase KAT8-like
Exons: 1
Coding region: 61-1389 (442 amino acids)
Biological process (GO): regulation of DNA-templated transcription
Molecular function (GO): histone acetyltransferase activity
Source: RefSeq, a predicted model, not a curated record
CGCCGAUAUUGCGUGUGUUGCGCGGUAUUGCGUGUUUCCAGUGUUGAUUUUUGUUUUAUUAUGGCAAAAGGUGAUAAAGAGUUAGAAAAACCAAACGUGAACAAUGAAUUACCGAAUCCGGAGUGUAGGAGUGCAGAUCAUGAAGACCCGGAGUCGCCACAAGAGCAACCUUUGGAUAUAGGAGAGCAUUAUCUGGUGCGGCGUUCGGAUGAGUCAUGGCACCCGGCUGAGAUUAUACAGACGCGCUACAAUGCGGCGGAGUCAAACUACGAGUACUAUGUGCACUAUGUUGGGUACGAUAGAAGGCUGGACGAGUGGGUUUCCCGCCACCGGGUCAUGUCCGACAGGUUUGACAUGUGCGAACAGUCUAGUAACAACUUAAAUUCGGAUCACUUGCUUACGGAUAAAUCCGGCCGCAAAAUAACUCGAAACCAGAAACGUAAACACGACGAAAUUAACCAUGUUCAAAAGACGUACGCAGAAAUGGACCCUACUACGGCGGCGCUGGAGAAGGAACACGAAGCUAUCACCAAAGUAAAAUACAUUGACAGAAUUCAGAUUGGGAAAUACGAGAUCGAUACUUGGUACUUCAGUCCGUACCCCGACGAGUACGGAAAACAGUCGAAGCUGUGGAUAUGCGAAUAUUGUCUUAAAUACAUGCGGAUGGAGAAAACUUACAGGUAUCACUUGAGCGAAUGCACAUCGAGGCAACCACAGGGCAAUGAAAUAUAUAGGAAGGGCACAAUCGCUAUUUUCGAGGCCGACGGUAAGGAGCAUAAAAUCUAUUGUCAGAACUUAUGUCUGCUAGCGAAGUUGUUUCUAGAUCACAAGACACUGUAUUUCGAUAUUGAACAGUUUCUGUUUUAUAUCCUGUGUGAGGUUGACAAGCAAGGUGCACAUCUUGUUGGAUACUUCUCCAAGGAGAAGGACUCUCCUGAAGGAAACAAUGUUGCAUGUAUAUUGACACUCCCUCCAUUUCAAAGGCAGGGUUAUGGCAAACUCCUCAUAGCGUUCAGUUAUGAGCUUUCCAGGCUCGAACAAGUUGUUGGCAGUCCUGAAAAACCACUGUCAGAUUUAGGGAAGUUGAGCUACAGAUCUUACUGGUCAUAUGUUUUGUUGGAAGUGUUGAGUGCCAGCCGAGGCACUCUCAGUAUCAAAGAUCUCAGUCAGAUGACAGGUAUUUCGCAAACAGACAUAAUAUCUACACUGCAAUCAAUGAACAUGGUAAAAUACUGGAAAGGUCAGCAUGUAAUUUGUGUCACACCAAAGAUAGUUGCAGAGCAACUGGCAAGCUCUCACUUCAAAAAGCCUAGAUUGACAGUGGAUCCUUCAGCGCUAAGAUGGACCCCUCCUAACAAGCAGGGGAAUUCCGCUAAGGCUAAAAAGUAGUACAGGCUUACAGGCAGGGCUUAGAGAUGCAUGACGAGUCACAACCAAAGACUUCUCUAGGUGCAGGCCUGUUUGACUACAACCGUUAACUAAAACGAUACAAUGCUUAGAUCAGAGCAGGAAAUUUGGGUUAAAUUGGACAGUGCAGUUUAAGUAUUAAUAUUUAAUUCACACUGCACUUGCUUUGUACUAAUCUAAAAUUUUAGACUUAACAUUAAUACCAGUGAGGUAUUAAAGAAAUCUGCUAUUUAAUGAUAAAUUCAGCAUUUCCAGUGUAAUAAUUAUGUAUGUAGGUUAUUAGAGAAUAAGUGAGCAAAUAAAAAUACAAAAAAAAUUAAUUUUACGUGUAAAAUAUAAACAAGGAAAAUACACUCUUUACAUGCUUAAACUUUUAGUUGACAGAUUAUGUUGUGCAUAUACUUGGUAAAUUAUUUUUGCAUGACUAAUCAUCUAAUCUUUGAUUUGUUCUAUUUUGUUGUAUUCAUUAAAAGACUUCAUUAAAUUGCAAGGAGAAAGGGUAUUUUUUGUUGCAAUGGCAGAUCUGUUUUAAUGUAUUUGUCUCAGUUCCUUUUGUACUGGUAAUAGUGAUACUAAUUUUAAGUUCUAAAUUUAAGUUAAUUUGGAUUAAGAAAGCUUUGAGUUUUCUGUCUAAUAAUGUGUAAUAAGGCGAUGAUAGGUGUUAAGAAUACAUUGUGUAAAAAUAUGUCUGUGGAAUUAUUUGAUUUUGUUUAAUUUGCAUGGAAUGUUAUGACAUUUUUCCAUUAAAAAAUAUAUUGUUCAUUUUACUUUACCUAAUUAAAGUUAGUCACUUUAAAAUGUCUCUAAUUAAAAUCAUCUUGCUUUAUCUCUGGUGUAAGGUGAAUGACACAAGUCACGUCACUACUUCUGAAAUUAAUGUCUCCCACCAUUGUAUAAGGUGAACACUCUCUUGUGACAUUGUAGUUAUUUUUGAAAACAAACUGAACAACACAUUGGUCUAGUUUUAUUUUAGCUGUAAGUCUCUCUAUGUCAAUAAUGUUCUGUGGAUAUUUUUGAAAAAAAAAGUAUGUCAACUCAUACAUACAGUUGUUAAAUACUAUGUAUCACUCUGGAUGAUUUGCUUAUCAAAUAUGUAAUUUUAAUAUAAUUGUGCCCAGUCUGCUAUUUUCUUAUCGGAUGGAGAAUGACGAAUAUCCGUCUAUGGAUUUUAUGACAUUUUCUCGAAAUUUUAAAUAGGCCCACAUGACUUUUUUUUUCAAAACUAGCCACUUAUUGAGUAGUUAAAAUGCCUGUGUAUUAUUUUUCUUGGCAAUGUGUAUCUUAGUUAAGAAUUUGUCACUUAUGUUUUUCGUGUCAAGUUGCUUAAUCGAGAGAACUUCCCAUUGCA